AAAGAAAGGAGAGCUGGAAUCACAUGGACUUGUCUUUCUCUUGCUGGGACCUCAAUUGAAAUUUUCUUCUCUCCCUUCUCUCUUAUCAUUCUCUCCUUCAUCUUCUCCUCAUCUUCUUCUUCUCCCAUUCUUAUAUUACUUUCCUCUUCUUUCUUCUCUCUCCCCUCUGCCAUGGCUGAGGACAAGGAGAUGUCUAACUCUGUCAUCAAUGGCAAUGAUUCUCUCACUGGUCACAUCAUAUCUACAACUAUUGGAGGCAAAAAUGGGGAACCUAAACAGACUAUUAGUUACAUGGCAGAACGGGUUGUAGGAACUGGGUCAUUUGGAAUUGUUUUCCAGGCAAAAUGCUUGGAAACUGGGGAAGCAGUGGCAAUUAAAAAGGUUUUACAAGACAGGCGAUACAAGAAUCGUGAACUGCAGUUAAUGCGUGUGAUGGAUCACCCAAAUGUGAUCACUCUGAAGCAUUGUUUCUUUUCCACUACAAGUACAGAUGAACUUUUUCUUAAUUUGGUGAUGGAAUAUGUUCCAGAGUCCAUGUAUAGAGUCUUGAAACACUAUAGCAAUGCUAAUCAGAGAAUGCCCAUCAUCUAUGUGAAACUUUACAUGUACCAGAUUUUCAGGGGGUUGGCUUAUAUCCACACUGUUCCCAAAGUCUGUCACAGAGAUUUGAAGCCUCAAAAUAUACUGGUGGAUCCUCUUACACACCAAGUGAAGCUAUGCGAUUUUGGAAGUGCAAAAGUUCUAGUCCAAGGUGAAGCUAAUAUAUCAUACAUAUGUUCGCGAUUUUAUAGAGCACCAGAACUUAUAUUUGGUGCCACUGAGUAUACAAGUUCAAUUGAUAUUUGGUCAGCUGGCUGUGUCCUUGCUGAACUUCUUUUGGGCCAGCCAUUAUUCCCUGGUGAAAAUGCUGUAGACCAGCUCGUACAUAUUAUAAAGGUGCUUGGCACACCCACUCGAGAGGAAGUGCGCUGUAUGAAUCCCAAUUACAAUGACUUUAGGUUUCCACAGAUAAAAGCACAUCCAUGGCACAAGAUAUUCCACAAAAAGAUGCCUCCAGAAGCCAUUGAUCUUGCAUCUCGGCUUUUGCAAUACUCCCCAAGUCUUAGGUGCACUGCGCUUGAAGCAUGUGCUCAUCCUUUCUUUGAUGAACUCCGAGAACCCAAUGCUCGCCUGCCAAAUGGUCGUCCAUUCCCCCCUCUAUUUAACUUCAAACAGGAAUUAACCGGAGCAUCUCCUGAGCUUGUUAAUAAGCUGAUACCUGACCAUGUGAAGAGGCAAAUAGGGCUGCAAUUUGUUCAUCUUGGAGGAUCGUGAUGAUAAGCUUAGGGGUGAUAGUGGGAUACCAUUAUUUUUGUCUAAAUACCAUGUUCUGUGGCCUGGCCAAUGUAGUUUCAAGCUGAAUCAGGACUGAGAUUUGGGAAGCUGGAUGGCUGCAGUUGAUCCGUCAGUAUAUGUAUUACCUUUUGAUUCUCUAUUGCUACCGGUGGAUCUUUAUUUCCCCAGGAAAAUAUAGCCUUGUUUAUUGUCGAAGUCUACAUGUCAUAUAGUAGGAGUAUACUUGACCUGAAAUGGUCAUAUCAGAACUUAGAAUGCUUGAACUGUACGGGGAAAACUAAAGCCUUGGCUGGAAAGAGGGGAGAAGGGUCCCAGAAGAGUUUUGAUGAUGGGGUUGUUGGUUGGGUUUGCUUUGGCUUCCUCAUGUUAAUAUGUGCCUCAUUUUGCAAUGCUGCACACCCAGUUCCUUUCCUUGUGAAAUGUAAUGUGCUAUCUAUCUGUUUCUUCAA
Messenger RNA from Vigna angularis (adzuki bean), 1784 nucleotides. Its product is annotated as shaggy-related protein kinase eta. Gene Ontology annotation, molecular function: ATP binding; protein serine/threonine kinase activity. NCBI's taxonomy places the organism in Eukaryota, Viridiplantae, Streptophyta, Magnoliopsida, Fabales, Fabaceae. The coding region runs from base 172 to 1314 and encodes 380 amino acids. The transcript is spliced from 12 exons. The record is from RefSeq and is a predicted model, not a curated record. Gene Ontology annotation, cellular component: cytoplasm. Gene Ontology annotation, biological process: protein phosphorylation; signal transduction.